Messenger RNA from Condylura cristata (star-nosed mole), 2524 nucleotides. It is a transcript of the gene MTMR12, whose product is annotated as myotubularin related protein 12. The transcript has 16 exons. Lineage: Eukaryota; Metazoa; Chordata; Mammalia; Eulipotyphla; Talpidae. The record is from RefSeq and is a predicted model, not a curated record. Bases 128 to 2371 code for a protein of 747 amino acids.
GUGGCCGCCGCGGCGCUGGGGAUGGGAGGAGCCCCAGCCGCCAGCGCUGGUGGCCGCCGCCGCUGCGGAGCCGGAGCCAGAGCGGCCGCCUCUGCUCCCGCGCGACGCUGCUUCCUAGGGCGGCGGUAUGCUGGGGAAAGGCGUAGUCGGCGGUGGCGGCGGCACCAAGGCGCCUAAGCCCUCUUUCGUGUCCUAUGUGCGCCCCGAGGAAAUUCACACAAAUGAGAAGGAAGUAGCAGAGAAGGAAGUAACUCUUCACUUGUUGCCAGGUGAACAGCUGCUUUGUGAAGCCAGCACAGUACUGAAGUGUGUCCAGGAAGAUUCCUGUCAGCGCGGCAUCUAUGGGAAGCUGGUCUGCACGGACUUCAAGAUUGCUUUCUUGGGCGAUGACGAAGCUGUGUUGGACAGUGAUGAAACCCAAUUUAAGAAUAAGGUUAUAGGAGAAAAUGACAUUACACUCCACUGCGUGGACCAGAUCUAUGGAGUGUUUGAUGAGAAAAAAAAAGCACUCUGUGGACAACUGAAGAAAUACCCCGAGAAACUCAUCAUCCACUGCAAAGACCUCCGCGUAUUCCACUUUUGUCUGAGGUACACAAAAGAAGAAGAAGUCAAAAGGAUUGUGAGUGGCAUAAUUCAUCAUACCCAGUCGUCUAAACUGCUUAAACGAUUAUUUCUGUUUUCUUAUGCCACCGCUGCACAAAAUGAUACAGCCACUGACCCCAGGAACCACACUGUAAUGUUUGACACGCUUAAAGACUGGUGCUGGGAAUUGGAGCGGACCAGAGGCCACACGAAGUACAAAGCGGUCAGUGUCAAUGAAGGCUACAAAGUCUGUGAAAGGUUGCCAGCGCACUUUGUGGUCCCCAGCCCUCUCCCUGAAGAAGACGUGCCACGCUUUCAGGGUCACGGCAUACCAAUAUGGUGUUGGUCCUGCCACAAUGGAAGUGCCCUUUUGAAAAUGUCAGCGUUGCCCAAAGAACAGGAUGAUGGCGCUUUACAAAUCCAAAAGAGCUUCUUGGAUGGGAUUUACAAGACCAUUCACAGGCCACCCUAUGAAACUGUUAAAACUGAAGACCUGUCAAGCAACUUCCUAUCCCUGCAGGAAAUCCAGACGGCAUACUCUAAAUUUAAACAGCUCUUCCUGAUAGACAACAGUACCGAAUUUUGGGACACAGAUAUAAAAUGGUUUUCUCUGUUGGAAAGUAGCAGUUGGCUUGACAUAAUCAGACGUUGCCUGAAAAAAGCAAUAGAGGUUACAGAAUGCCUGGAAGCACAGAACAUCAACAUCCUUCUUUUAGAGGAGAACGCGUCCGACCUCUGCUGCCUGCUUUCCUCUCUGGUGCAAGUGAUGAUGGAUCCCCACUGCAGAACCAGGUUCGGUUUCCAGAGCCUCAUCCAGAAGGAGUGGAUCAUGGGUGGGCACUGUUUCCUGGAUCGCUGUAACCAUCUGCGUCAGAAUGACAAAGAGGAGGUGCCUGUAUUCCUGCUGUUCUUGGAUUGUGUCUGGCAGCUGGUGCACCAGCACCCCCCAGCAUUUGAGUUCACAGAAACUUAUCUGACCGUUUUGUCGGAUAGCCUGUACAUACCUAUUUUUAGCACCUUCUUCUUCAAUUCGCCUCAUCAGAAAGAUGCUAACAUGGGCAGGGAAAGCCAAGAUGCACAAAGCCAGCCCUUGAAUCUGCUCACCGUGUGGGAUUGGUCUGUACAGUUUGAACCCAAGGCCCAGAUGUUGUUCACAAACCCUCUUUAUGUGGAAAAGCCAAAACUGGACCAAGGCCAGCAGAAAGGAACGCAUUGCAAACAUCAGCGACAACUUUCUUUACCACUCACCCAGUCUAAAUCAUCUCCUAAACGAGGCUUUUUCAGAGAAGAAACAGACCAUUUGAUUAAAAACCUUCUGGGCAAGAGAAUUAGCAAACUAAUUAAUUCUUCCGAUGAGCUGCAAGACAAUUUUCGGGAGUUCUAUGACAGCUGGCACAGCAAGCCUCCCGACUACCACAGCCUGUUGCUGCCUCACAUUGAGGGGCCGGAAAUCAGAGUGUGGGCCCAGCGCUAUUUGCGUUGGAUUCCAGAAGCCCAAAUUCUGGGUGGAGGCCGAGUGGCCACCAUGAGCAAACUCUUGGAGAUGAUGGAGGAAGUGCAAAGCUUGCAGGAGAAGGUCGAUGAGAGACGCCAGAGCCGGCAGCGCCUGCAGGCAGAGGCCCCCUCCGGGCCGCGGAGCUCCACCCGCCUGUCCUCUCUGUUUCCCUUCGCGUUGCUGCAGCGACAUUCCUCCAAGCCCGUCUUGCCCAUCAGUGGUUGGAAAGCUUUGGGAGAUGAAGAAGAUUUGGCCAAACGAGAAGAUGAGUUUGUGGAUCUAGGAGAUGUGUGACUUUUCCGUUCAGGGUGGGUGUGAGAGGACUGUUGGCGAGCUGGACGGGAGUCAGAUGCAUCUGAUCGGCAGAUGGGCAUCUCGCUGAAGCUUCCUUUGGGGUGGGGGGCACUCACACAGGCCUCGGCAGAGCGAACCUGGGCCUUCAGGAAA